UUCAUUUGACUGAUGCACCAUGAUAAAACAGGUUUGAAGGGAACUUGUAAUUGGCUGCCUAACCAGACUAGCCUACGGCGAAGGAAAAAAAAAAAAAAAGUCCCCCAGAAUCUGAUAAGGCCUAUAAAAGACAGAGCAUCAGUCACCAGAUGUGAACGACAUCAAGAAGAACCACGAUGGAGCGUUGCUUUGUAUUCCUUUUGCUGGUUGCAGGUGCUGCAUCAAACACUAUUGAGAAGAGGAUUCUUGGGAGUGCAUCCUGUGGCAAGAAUCGGCAGUACCAUGUCCAGAUAGAAUCCGCUCAGGGCGGGAAGUCCUGUGGAGGCGCUCUGCUCAACACCCGCUGGGUCAUCACAGCUUCUCACUGUGCAGAGCAGACGGUCACCGUGAAGCUGGGCAUAAACAAUGAUGUGUCCAUUUUUACAAAAGCUUUCUCUUGGUUAAAAGGCAACUCCAAAAAACACGAACAAACUAUUCUGGCCAAACAGCAGCACACCUUCAAAGAUGAAGAAGGAAAUGCCCAUGACAUUAUGCUCAUCCAUCUGAAUGAGGACAUGUCAGCCAAACUUCCCACCAUCAGCCUCCCUUCAGGAGCAUGCACAAAGCUAGAGCCAAAAGCUAAAGUGCAGAUUGGAGGAAUGGGAGCAAAGGCAAAAGGCGGUAAACCUGUUGGUGAGGUAAGAUGUGCCACCACAGAGAUCACUGAGUGUGGAGAGAAUGAUAAACCUGACAGUAAAUACAGCAAGGGAGAAUCUACAAUCUGUGCCUUCAAAGCUGGAGUGGAGUCCUGCUUUGGCGAUGCAGGCUCAGCUGUGGAGUACGACGGACAUCUACAAGGAAUUAUUGUUAGCCAGCCUGUGGAUACAUGUGCUAAGUCCAUUGUAAUGCUGGACAUCUGUCAGUACAUGGAGUGGAUUGGUAAAACAAUGAAGGAGAACUGAUGGGUACAUUCCAGAGAUAUCUUAUUUAAUAAUUAAAAUAUUUACCUAUUUAUUUGUGCUUAUUAGUCAAACUAUAGCCUAUCAUCUUAGUGUCUAUAUUUAGAUGUGCUUUUCAAAUAUUUCAAAAGUAUGACUUAAGACUAUAGUAAAAAAUAGUACUUUUGUCCAGCCGCCCAAUUUACAAUCAUUCAUUUCCAUAAAUAAAAAGAUAGAACUAUCAAAACUUCAUGCAUUGUCUGCAGUGUGCUACGUGUCUGCUAUCUGAACGUUCAAGGUCUCAUUUCCAUAACUGAAAAACCAUUAUCAUGUUCGGGUUUCACUUCCACUUUUCAAACUACAUCAUCAAACUAUUUCUAAUAUCCAGUGUCACAUCAUACAAUUAAUUUCCCCACAUUUUUAAAUGUUAGCUCAGCCCCCACUUUCAACUAUUUACAGUAUUUGCAAAAUGGGUGCCACAAGACAAAACAAAUUACUUGUGCCACUGUGCAAAGCAGUUUCUGUCAAUCAGAAGGCACAUUGGCAUUUUCCAUUUGCUUGAUUUUUUGCAGCAUAUCUGUUUGUGUUGUCACAGAUGGUUUUGACUGUAUCAGCUGCAAAAAACAACAAAAACAGCUCACUUGGACUGUGGUUGGACAUCAGAUCCAUCUGUGGUCCUGGUGUUCUCCUUGGUUGAAAGCGGCUUACAACAGGGGCUGCAUCUGCGUCCUCUUCAGUGUUCCACUGUCCAGCCCGUGUUUCUAGUGCUGCCUCAGUCAGAGGAGAUCUGGAUCUUGUCCGAGUUCGCUGCGCUCUCCGUGGUGUCCUCUGAUGUGUGGGCCUCAACUGGACAGAGCACGUGGGAGUUUUCUCCUCCUCCUCCUCCUCUUCCCUGAAUAGAAUGGAGGGAUCACCAAGCUGGAGAUGGAAAUUAGCAGAGGGCUCUGAAGUACAGGCAACCUCAGAUUCAGCAGGAUUCUCAAGAAGGGCUUAACUUUCUGCAUUAUAAAUAGCCCAUUUAUUGGUUUGUUUGAUGGAGGAGCAAAUAAAAAGAAGGUCUCUGAUUC
This is a messenger RNA of Gambusia affinis (western mosquitofish), 1984 nucleotides long. RefSeq names its product cationic trypsin-like. The record is from RefSeq and is a predicted model, not a curated record. Gene Ontology annotation, molecular function: serine-type endopeptidase activity. The transcript has 5 exons. Bases 177 to 941 code for a protein of 254 amino acids. Gene Ontology annotation, biological process: proteolysis. Lineage: Eukaryota; Metazoa; Chordata; Actinopteri; Cyprinodontiformes; Poeciliidae.